Molecule: messenger RNA, 3390 nt
Organism: Homarus americanus (American lobster)
Lineage: Eukaryota; Metazoa; Arthropoda; Malacostraca; Decapoda; Nephropidae
Product: ubiquitin carboxyl-terminal hydrolase 15-like
Exons: 13
Coding region: 47-2380 (777 amino acids)
Biological process (GO): protein deubiquitination
Molecular function (GO): cysteine-type deubiquitinase activity
Source: RefSeq, a predicted model, not a curated record
CGUAUCAGUAAAACAACUUUGGUCCACAACUCUGGGAUGUAUUGUUAUGAGAAGACUGAACAAUACGGCCUGGUACGACGGCGUCAGACAGCCCAGGGCGCACUGCAUAGAACAGUGUAAGGACUCAGGAUCCCACGUUAAACUGUACAAUACCGCACUUCAGUACAGCACCACCACUUACCAGGAGGGCUGUUACUGCUGUAUGGGGAGAGUGGUGAAGGAAGCUGCACCCGUCCACACCUACCGUACAACACAGGGAAAUAUGAAUUGCUGCUUCAGAGGCACAAAGGAGAAGUCAAUUCAUAAGAAAAACAGGGAUGAUGAGGCUGAAAUAAGGGUCAUACGAUACUCAAGCCAAAACGAAUCUGUCAUCUCAUCUAUCACACAGAUCAACCGGACUCACCCCGAGGAAGGCAACAAUCUCCUGCCAUCACCAAAACAUGACGGAGAGGAGAAACAGUCGCUAAGUCAUGGAGGGAAUAAUAAUGCGUCCUCACCACAUGACACAGAGGUCCCAGAGAAAACAGACAGUCGUAGUACUAUACUAGACUGUGACACAGAGGUACCAGAGAAGACAGACAGUCGUAGUACUAUACUAGACUGUGACACAGAGGUCCCAGAGAAGACAGACAGUCGUAGUACUGCACUAGACUGUGACACAGAAGUACCAGAGAAGACAGACAGUCGUAAUACUACACUAGACUGUGACACAGAGGUCCCAGAGAAGACAGACAGUCGUAGUACUGCACUAGACUGUGACACAGAGGUCCCAGAGAAGACAGACAGUCGUAGUACUAUACUAGACUGUGACACAGAGGUACCAGAGAAGACAGACAGUCGUAGUACUGCACUAGACUGUGACACAGAAGUACCAGAGAAGACAGACAGUCGUAAUACUACACUAGACUGUGACACAGAGGUACCAGAGAAGACAGACAACCUCAGUGCUUCAAACGAUGAAAGGAAGACACCAGGAAGGGAAGAGAGGUAUAAUGUCUGUGAGGAAAGGAAUAGUUUUAAUGAAGAUGGAGAUCUGUCACCAGGAAGGGGGAGGGACCACAAUGGCUCAACAAGGUCCUGGGAGCUUCCUCAAGUACACGGAGAGAGAAGCACCAAACAAGAGAAAUCUUCACCUAGUCAUCCCAUUCGUAAUAAGACCAGAAUUCCUGUGUCCCCUUACCCAAAGAGGCCUCCCACUCAUGGCUCGGCUAGAACCUACCAGCGGACCAGCCCACCACCACCAUACUCCCAGGUGGACAAAGUGGGUUUACCUAACCUGGGAAACACCUGCUACAUGAACGCCGUCAUCCAGUGUCUCUACCACACUCAGGAGCUCACUCAGUACUUCACCUCCCAGUAUAACGAACGUCACUUAAAUAGCAUCAGUGUGACUGGUGGGGAAGUGGCUCGUGCAUAUGCCAAUGUUGUCUCGGCUUUGAACAGCGGCCAGAAGAGGAAGACUGCCCUCAAAGAACUAAAGAAUGUGUGUGGUAUCUACGACAGCCAGUUCAAGGGGAAUGACCAGAAGGAAGCACACGACCUACUAGGCUGCCUCUUGUACUGGCUUGACCAAGACCUGACUACGGAUGAGCUCGACUGUUCAUGUAACAAGCAAGGCUCCUCAAUCAAACACAUGAUGAAUUCUAACGCUAGCAAGAAGCAAGAGGCCUUGAAUAACAAAGCCCUUCCCGAGAAACAAUGCCAGAGGGAUAAAAUCUGCGAAAACUGUGGCGUUGAAUUCGAAAAUGGAUCCGUAAUCUCAAGGUUGUUUGGGGGAAUCAGCCAGUCAACCAUAACCUGUCCCGAAUCACAAAAUAUUGUGUGUCAGGUACAUGAGCGAUUCACGAAUGUGUCGCUGGCUGUUACCCAGCCCGGCAACACACACCUUCAGGACUUGCUGAGGCACCACUACCGACCUCAGAGUAUUAUGUGGCACUGUCAGUAUUGCCAGAAGGAGCAUAUGUGCACCCAGCAGACUCGUGUCCUCUCUCAGCCUCAGGUGCUGGUAAUACAUCUCAGCAGGUAUAACAGAGUUCGCUAUAACGCCAAGUUGUGUGGAGUAGACUACCCCACCACUAGCCUCACUCUAGACGAACAUCUGGUGCACCAACGCUCCUCCAGAGAUGAUCGUAGGUGCUACCGGCUGUACGGUGUGUGUCUCCACACAGGCUCUCAAACCAGUGGCCACUACACCGCCUCCUGCAGGAUACAACAACGUUAUGGUGACCACGAUGACAAGCAGGCAUGGCAAAUAUUCAACGAUGAAAUAGUGAGACCUACAGAGAAUUACAAGUGGCCUCAGACAGCACACAUUCUCUUCUUCCACAGUGAUAACCUACGCAAGUAUGGAAAAUGGCCAGAAAACGUUGAUGAUGAGUGAUCAGUUCUUGGUCACACUGUUUUGUCACCCUGAGUUGUGAAAUUAGAUGUAGCAAUGACUGUGGCAUUAACUUUGGUGUUGACAGUUCUGUUGUGAUGAUUGGGUCGUCACAAAUAACUUAGAUAUUUUUCUUAAGGUGUGUACAGUAUUUAUAGAUACUGCGACCUGUGGUGUAAUGGUCAGCAUGCUCUCCUAACAAGCGAGUGGACCCGGGUUCGAUCUCCGAGUAGGGUGAAACUAUGGGAAAGUUUCUUUACACCAUUUGCCUCUGUCUGCUCAGCAGUAAUAGGGGACCUACUGAAUGUUAACCGAUUUGCGGAUCGUGUUCCUGGGUAAUUGUUAGCCAGUACAGUUAGAGAGUUGUCCGGUGUUCUUGGACUGUUCCUUGACACUGGGUCAUGCAACUCAUAAACUCAGGGUGUGGUUGUUGUGUUGGCGACAGUUUCUACACCUUAAACAAAUCCACGCCAUGGUGACCCAAGGGCCAACCACCCUCGAUCUCGAGGGGCAACAAUUAUUAUUCAAGAUAUUUCCAUUUUGGUGUCUGUAAAUAGUUCCUGUUAGUAACUGUGGUAACUCAGAAAUUUCGAUGUGUGAAUGUGUUUAUGUAAACAACAAUUUUAUUUCAUCUUCUAGUUUUCUUGUGUUUGAUAAAGUGGACAGAGUGAGGGGUACUGGUUCACGUCCUGGGGGAGUUUCUUUGUGUCAGUCGUGUUUAUUUAUUGAGAACCUUGUUGUAUAUUGGCUGGCAGAUUCUUCUGGGAUAUCGGGUUAACUAAGCCACCACGAGCUGGGGCUACACGUCAACACGGCCUGGUCCACCUCAGAGUUCCUCGGGGUCACUGCCUCAACAACAUCAUUAGUAGACUAACAAUAAUAAAUAUAAAAGAGAGUAAAAUAGAAAUAUGUGAAGGUCAGACUAAUAACACACUCAAUAGUUUACUGCACACUUACACACAAACUUAUUCAUUUGUCUUCCACGUAUAUAUGAAUAAAUAUUUAUGAUUAUA